Messenger RNA from Sinocyclocheilus rhinocerous, 658 nucleotides. RefSeq names its product S100 calcium binding protein A10b (gene s100a10b). The record is from RefSeq and is a predicted model, not a curated record. NCBI's taxonomy places the organism in Eukaryota, Metazoa, Chordata, Actinopteri, Cypriniformes, Cyprinidae. Bases 113 to 427 code for a protein of 104 amino acids. Gene Ontology annotation, molecular function: calcium ion binding; calcium-dependent protein binding. Gene Ontology annotation, cellular component: cytoplasm. The transcript is spliced from 3 exons.
AGCCCCGGUAUAAAUUCCUGCUCUGCUUCUUGACCAGCUCUUGCUCGGGACAUUCAGUUAAUUUUUUCAUCUUCAGGUGACGCUCUGCAUUUUAUCAGCGUAAACAGUCACAAUGCCGUCUGAUCUGGAGAGAGCGAUGGAGACGCUGAUCACAGUGUUUCACCGUUAUGCGAGCAAAGAGAGUGGAACAUCAACAUUAAAUCGCAGAGAGCUCAAAUUGCUGAUGGAGACCGAGUUGUCUAGCUUUCUGAAGUCUCAGAAGGACCCUGCUGCUGUAGACAGGAUUAUGAGGGAUUUAGACACUAAUGGCGAUGGAGAGGUGAAUUUUGAAGAGUUUGUGUCUCUUGUGGUGGGCCUGUCCAUUGCCUGCGAACAGCUCUACCAGAUGAAGCAGAAGCAGGGGGCAGGGGGUGUCAAAAAGCAAUAAAAGAUGACUGUUCUGUCAUUUUGUUAAUAGAGAUUAAAAGCCACAUGCCUCAAUUUGAAGUUGUUACUACAAUUUCACUGUAUGCAUGUAAAGGAGGAUGUUUUUUCAGUUUUGUUAAGUGCUGUUCAAUUUUAUUUUCAACUCUUUGUAAGUAUUAGCAUUAGACACAAAAGAAAUCAUCCACAGAAGUCCCGUAACUUCCACCACAGAAAUAAACACUUUGUUUAUAUA